UUCUUUCCACGUGCGUUUCUUUAGAAUAUUUUACCGCAAACCACGCGUUGUUGAGUCUCUCUCUUCUCGCAGCCAAACUCGGUUUAUACUAUUUAGUUGUGCAUCAAUUACUUGCUUUUUAAAUAAAUUAACAAUAUGGCACUUAAGAAAGUAGCAGCAGCUUCCAAGCAGGUGAAAAAGCAGCCGGUUGCCAAGCCCAACAAACGCGGCCCCAAAGCCAAGGCUUUGGAUGAGGAGGUGGUGGCCACACAGACGCCAACCAAAAAGGGCAAAAAGCAACCAAUUCCACAAGCGGAACCCAGUGAUGAGGAAUCCGAAGCCAGUGAGGAAGAAAAUGGUGUCGAGGGAAGUGACUCCGAGGGCGAGGAUGAGGGGCAAAAUGGUUUGAUUGAUUCUCAAGCUGAGGAGGAUGAUGAUGAGGAAGACGAGGAUGAUGAUGAUGGUGAGGCUAAUGUUACUAAGCCAAUCGCUGCCAGCGAUGAUGAUGAAUCCGAGUCGGAUGAUGAUGAGGACGAAGAUGACGAGGAGGAGCCUGGUGAAAUUAAGCCAGGCAAAGUAACUCAGAAAGCCGAUUCGGAUGAUGAGGCUCCUGUUGAGGCACCGAUUGCCAAAAAAGAAAAGAAAGUAGCCAAGAAGGAGACAGAGUCCAAAGAGGAAGAAGAUGAAACCAAUGUCAAAAAGGGCGGAAUUCCCAGAAUUAAAAUUUCCCGUAUACCUAGAGAUACACCCAAGAACCAAAUUGUCUUUGUCAGUAACUUCCCAGCUGAAUUCAAGCAUAUCGAUUUGGUUGCCUUGUUCACCAAGUUCGGACCUAUCUCGGUGGUCAAUCGUAUAAAGACUCAUUCGGGUACUACUAUCGUGCAAAUUGCAUUCGAGACACCCGAAGGAGCUGAUGCCGCUGUGGACGCCCAGCCAAAGGCUUUAACCCUUAAUGACAAUGUGUUGGUCGUAUCUCGUCCAUUCACCAGAAAGGAAACGAAUGCCCUAACCGUUGUUGUUGGCCUAUUCGGGCCUUUGACCACCAAGACAGAUUUGCAUGAAUACUUUUCCAAAUGCGGUGAAAUUAAUUGUAUCAAUAUGUCUCAGAAUCGUACCAAUCCCACGGCAUAUGUCCGUUUCGAGGCUGCCGAAUCGAAAGAAAAUGCUCUGAAAUUGCACGGCACUGAACUGAAUAAUCGUUUUAUUACGGUGAAGGACGAGGCGGACAAGAAGGUGACCAAAACGUCAGAAUGUACCAUUACCGUCGAGAAUCCAAACAAACUUGAGUCCUACAAUUCUAAUACUGUUGAGAAGAUAUUCAAGAAAUACGGCGAGUUGGCUGGCUUCGAACUGCUCUGCACGGCAUCGAUAUUCGCCUUUGUUACCUACAAAGAAGCCGCUAGUGCCGAGAAAGCCAAAAAUGCUUUAAAUAAUAAGACGGUUGGCGAUCUUGAAUUGAAAAUUUCGAAUUAUGUUCAUCAGACCUCGGCACGUACCAUUUUGGUUAAAAAUUUGGCCUAUGGAGUUUCUGAAGACGAUUUGAAGACCUUGUUCGGCAAAUCCGGUGAAAUCGAGAGCAUUCAAAUAAGUAACUUUUCGGCACAAAUCAAAUUUAAAACCGAUGACGGUUUUUGCAAAUCUUUCCUUCUCAAUGAUCUUGAGGUGGCCAAUCAGCCGAUUUUCAUUGAACCGCACUCCUUGAACAAGUCUAGAUGGAUGAGACAGACCAGGCCUGAAACUAACAACGCGUUUUCCCAAAAUAAAUUCAAUAAAUUUGGCAACAGCAAUGGCAACCAUUACAAUAAGCGUCCGGCGCCAAACCAUGGUGGUGGAAGAGGUGGAAUGGCCAAUAUGUUCAAAAAGGCCAGGAAAUUUUAAUAAGUUUUUGUUUUAGAGAUUAACAAACAAACGUAUAAAACUACAUACAUACAUAUAUAAUAUAUACAUACAUAUAUUACGUUGCCAAUGCAAAUUAUGGAAAAUGCAUCGGUCCAGUUUUAGUUUCUAAGUCUUUUGCUGUAUUUGAAUAAUUUACAACAUGCAAAUUAAACAGAAAAUCAAAUGCUAAA
Molecule: messenger RNA, 2048 nt
Organism: Drosophila willistoni
Lineage: Eukaryota; Metazoa; Arthropoda; Insecta; Diptera; Drosophilidae
Product: DNA-binding protein modulo
Exons: 4
Coding region: 136-1857 (573 amino acids)
Molecular function (GO): RNA binding
Source: RefSeq, a predicted model, not a curated record